Molecule: messenger RNA, 3768 nt
Organism: Fusarium tjaetaba
Lineage: Eukaryota; Fungi; Ascomycota; Sordariomycetes; Hypocreales; Nectriaceae
Product: pre-mRNA-splicing factor RSE1
Exons: 4
Coding region: 1-3768 (1255 amino acids)
Biological process (GO): mRNA splicing, via spliceosome
Cellular component (GO): U2 snRNP; nucleus
Molecular function (GO): protein binding; U2 snRNA binding
Source: RefSeq, a predicted model, not a curated record
AUGGCGACCACGUCGAACAUGUUCUUGUACUCGCUGACGGUUCAGCCUCCGACAAACGUCACGCAAGCGGUCCUGGGCCAGUUCGCAGGCACCAGAGAACAGCUUAUUAUCACUGCUGCUGGCUCGCAGCUCUCUCUACUACGACCCGAUCCAUCCCAGGGAAAGGUAAUCACCCUCCUAUCACAUGAUGUCUUUGGCAUCAUCCGUUCCCUCGCCGCUUUUCGGUUGGCUGGUAGCAAUAAGGACUACUUGAUCAUUGCGUCCGACUCUGGUCGUAUCACAAUCAUUGAGUACCUCCCUGCACAGAACCGCUUUCACCGUUUACAUCUCGAAACUUUUGGCAAAUCCGGUGUACGGAGAGUCAUCCCUGGCGAGUAUCUAGCCUGCGACCCUAAAGGUAGAGCAUGCUUGAUCGCUUCAACUGAGAAGAACAAGCUUGUCUAUGUUCUCAACCGUAACUCACAAGCCGAGCUCACAAUCUCGUCACCGCUUGAGGCCCACAAGCCAGGCGUCCUGGUCAUCUCUAUGGUUGCGCUUGAUGUUGGCUACUCGAACCCGGUAUUUGCCGCGCUCGAGAUUGACUACUCCGAGAUUGAUCAAGACUCGACCGGCCAGGCAAUGGAAGAGUUGGACACCCAACUGGUCUAUUACGAGCUUGAUUUAGGACUCAAUCACGUUGUGCGCAAGUGGUCAGACCCUGUUGACCCAACAGCCUCAAUUCUGUUCCAGGUCCCUGGUGGAAAUGAUGGACCCAGUGGUGUGCUCGUGUGCGGUGAAGAAAAUAUCACAUAUCGACACUCAAAUCAGGAAGCAUUCCGUGUUGCCAUCCCUCGUCGACGCGGUGCCACUGAGGAUCCGAACCGCAAGCGCACGAUCGUGUCUGGUAUCAUGCACAAGCUGAAAGGCAGUGCAGGUGCGUUUUUCUUCCUCCUUCAAACAGAUGACGGCGAUCUCUUCAAACUCUCGAUCGAUAUGAUUGAGGAUGAGGAAGGCAAUCCCACUGGAGAAGUCAAAAGACUCAAGAUCAAGUAUUUUGACACUGUUCCGGUCGCCUCAAGUCUCUGCAUCUUGAAGAGCGGUUUCCUCUACGUUGCUUCUCAGUUUGGUAAUUACUCAUUCUACCAAUUUGAAAAGCUCGGUGAUGACGACGAGGAACUAGAGUUUUAUAGUGAUGACUUCCCAGCGGAUCCCAGGGCUGCUUACGAACCAGUUUACUUUCACCCUCGGCCAACUGAAAACUUGGCCCUGGUAGAGAGCAUCCCUGCCAUGAACCCCCUCCUAGAUUGCAAGGUCGCAAAUCUCACUGGAGAAGACGCACCUCAAAUCUACACCAUUUGUGGCAAUGGCCCCCGAAGUAGCUUCAGGAUGAUCAAGCAUGGCUUGGAAGUCAACGAGAUUGUUGCCUCUGAAUUGCCUGGAAUUCCUUCUGCUGUUUGGACGCUGAAACUGAAUCGUGCAGAACAGUACGAUGCCUACAUCGUACUGUCAUUUACCAACGGUACGCUAGUUCUCAGUAUUGGCGAGACUGUUGAGGAAGUUAGUGACUCCGGUUUUCUCACAAGUGUUCCAACGCUGGCGGCCCAGCUCCUAGGUGACGAUGGACUGAUCCAGGUUCAUCCCAAGGGCAUUCGACAUGUGCGUAAUGGUCAUGUCAAUGAGUGGGCCGCCCCACAACAUCGCUCCAUUGUUGCUGCUACAGCCAAUGCUCAUCAGGUCGCUGUCGCUCUCAGCUCUGGCGAGAUAGUUUAUUUUGAGAUGGAUGCGGACGGCUCACUGGCUGAGUAUGAUGAAAAGAAGGAGAUGUUCGGUACCGUUACUUGCCUAAGUCUGGGUGACGUCCCCGAGGGACGAUUAAGAAGUUCGUUCUUAGCCGUCGGUUGUGACGAUUGCACUGUCCGCAUACUCAGCCUGGAUCCAGAGUCGACUUUGGAAAACAAGUCAGUUCAGGCUCUUACCGCCGCGCCAACAUCGCUGGCAAUUAUUGCAAUGGAUGACUCGUCGUCAGGCGGUUCUACCCUCUAUCUCCACAUCGGUCUACACUCCGGUGUCUAUCUCAGGACAGUUCUUGACGAAGUCACUGGUGAGUUGACAGACACGCGCCAAAAGUUCCUCGGUCCCAAAGAAGUCCGACUUUUCCAAGUCACAGUUCAAGGCAAGACGUGCGUGCUUGGUCUAAGCUCCAGGCCUUGGCUUGGUUACGCAGACCCGAUCACAAAAGGUUUUGUAGUGACGCCCCUAAACUAUGUCGACCUUGAGUGGGGUUGGAACUUCAGCAGUGAGCAGUGCGAAGAAGGCAUUGUUGGUAUACAAGUUGCAUAUGAUGAGAAAACGGGAUCCUAUGCUUUAAGCAAUGAGGCCUAUUACGCAUUUUUUCCAAUUGUUCCUACUGAAGCAACACAUUCCUACCAUGUUCUUGUGGCAUCGCAAAUCGAGGCAUGCGCUAACGAUGGCAGAAUUUUUAAUAUCGAUCGGCUUGGCGAUACACUCAUCCAGAAAUCAAUUCCUCUAACUUAUACCCCGAAGAAACUCGUAAAGCACCCUGACCAGCCUCUCUUCUACACUAUCGAGGCAGACAACAACACUUUACCGCCUGAGUUACGUGCACAACUUUUGGCAGACCCUAAAAUCGUCAACGGUGAUUCUAGAGUGCUCCCACCUGAAGAUUUUGGCUAUCCCAAAGGUACACGUCGAUGGGCAUCUUGCAUCAAUGUGAUAGAUCCGCUUUCCGAGGAAGGACAGGUUGUGCAAACUAUUGAUCUGGAGAACAAUGAAGCGGCAGUCAGUGCAGCAAUCGUGUCUUUUUCAAGCCAAGAUAACGAGAGCUUUUUAGUGGUUGGUACCGGCAAAGACAUGGUGGUCAAUCCUCGCAGCUACAGCGAAGGAUAUCUACACAUUUAUCGAUUUCAAGAUGGGGGGCGAGAACUUGAGUUCAUUCACAAAACCAAGAUUGAAGAACCACCUCUAGCUCUUUUGGCUUUUCAAGGAAGAGUGGCUGUUGCAGUUGGAACACAGCUGCGUAUAUAUGAUCUCGGCAUGAGACAGAUGCUCCGCAAAUCUCAGGCUGAAGUCGCAGCGCAGCAGAUCGUUUCGCUGAACACCCAAGGCAGUCGAAUUAUUGUUGGUGAUGUCCAACAGGGCGUAACCUACGUGGUAUACAAACCUGCAUCGAACAAACUCAUUCCAUUCGUUGAUGAUACCAUCGCAAGGUGGACCACAUGCACAACCAUGGUAGAUUACGAGUCGGUGGCAGGGGGCGAUAAGUUCGGAAAUAUGUUCAUUGUCCGCUGCCCUGAGAAGGCUAGUGAAGAGGCUGACGAGGAGCAAACGGGCUUGCAUCUUAUUAAUGCGCGAGAAUAUCUUCACGGCACACCCCACAGAGUGAGUCUGAUGUGCCAUUUCUAUACACAGGAUAUACCAACCAGUAUCACCAAAACGAGUCUGGUAGUUGGUGGGCAGGAAAUUUUACUAUGGAGCGGUAUCAUGGGCACUAUCGGAGUUUUCAUACCAUUUGUCAGCCGUGAAGAUGCGGACUUCUUCCAGAACCUCGAACAACACCUAAGGACUGAGGACCCCCCGCUCGCCGGACGAGAUCAUCUUAUGUAUCGCGGCUAUUAUGCUCCUGUCAAGGGUGUCAUUGAUGGCGAUCUAUGCGAGCGGUACAACCUCUUGCCCAACGACAAGAAGCUUGUGAUUGCCGGCGAAUUGGACCGAUCGGUCCGAGAGAUAGAACGGAAAAUUUCUGAUAUUCGUACACGGUCUGCAUUCUGA